Messenger RNA from Microtus ochrogaster (prairie vole), 4512 nucleotides. It is a transcript of the gene Atf7ip, whose product is annotated as activating transcription factor 7 interacting protein. Gene Ontology annotation, cellular component: transcription regulator complex; nucleus. Gene Ontology annotation, biological process: regulation of DNA-templated transcription. Lineage: Eukaryota; Metazoa; Chordata; Mammalia; Rodentia; Cricetidae. Gene Ontology annotation, molecular function: protein binding; transcription coregulator activity. The record is from RefSeq and is a predicted model, not a curated record.
ACUUGGUUCUCAUUUUCAAGGCAGGAGGCGUGGCCAAAGGCCCUCAUUCAAAUAAAAAACCAGGAGAUUUGCAUGGCGAAUAGGCACCGCGUGCGCUCAUUGGCCGGCGGCAGAGUGGGCGGAGUGCACGGGGCGCACGCGGAGCUCCGCCCCCAGCUAUUUGCAUAACGGCCCCGGCGCGUGCAGGGGAGAAGCGGGUUUGUUUUUGAAUCUGCGGAGGCGGCGGAGUGGAGCGCACGGCUGAGACGGCGGCGCCCGGGACGGCUGCGCGGGACGGGCUGUGUAGGAAGGAACUCGGGUUCCCGUCCCUCACCUCCCGCCCCUGAAGAUUCAAAAUGGAUAGUAUAGAAGAACCUCAGAAAAAAGUCUUCAAGGCUCGCAAAACAAUGAGAGUGAGUGACCGUCAGCAGCUCGAAGCUGUGUAUAAAAUCAAAGAAGAGGUACUGAAAACCGAUGCUAGACUCUUAAAUGGGAACCAUGAAAAUGGAGAUCUGGAUCCCACCUCGCCUUUGGAAAAUACAGAUUGUAUUCAAGAUAGAGAAGAAGUGAAUGGGAUCGAAGGGAUUAGUUUUGAAUCUGAAGAAAGUAAAACAGAAUUGAAAGAAACACCUUGUAGCCCAAAUGUUAGUGUAAAAAACAAGCAAGAACAGGGUUCAAGUAGUGAGCCUUCAUCUCCUAGUGUGACUUCGGACCCUGCUUCUCAGCUAACCAGUGAACCAGCCUCUGCUACCCCAGCCCCUUCUACCCCAGCCCCUGCUACCCCAGCCCCUGCUACCCCAGCCCCUGCUACCCCAGCCCCUGCUACCCCAGCCCCUGCUACCCCAGUCCCUUCUACCCCAGCCCCUGCUGAUCUGACCACAGAAGAGCUGGCUGCUGGAGUACCAGCCACUGAUGGCUCUCCCUGUGAGGAGUCCCCUUCUAGUGAUCCCUCCUCCCGUGAUCUCACCCUUAGUGAUCCCACCUCUGCAGAUACUGCUUCUGAAGAGCCUGCCUCUGAUGAUCUUGCCUCUGGUGGUUCCACCUCUGGUGAGCCGCUGUCGGAUGAAGCAGUUUCAUGUGAACCAGUUACAGAUGAAGUGGUUGCUGGUGAAGUGGCAGUGGUGUCUUGUGACUUGACCUCUGGGGAGCCAUCUUCUGAUGAUUGUGCCCGCUCUGGUGAUUUGCCUUCUGAUGAUCUGCCUUCUAGUGAUGAGUCCUCUGGUGGGCCUACCUGUAGCAGACUGGCUCCUGGUGAGCUGGCUGCCGAAUCAGCCACUGAUACUUUUAAACCAAGUUCUGUGCCAGUUUGUGAACCAAGUCCUGAAACUGACAAGACAGAGCAGAGUAGCAAUAACAAUGAUGAUUGUUCAGAAAAAAAUGAAGACAGUGAAAACGUAGACCAAAUUCAAAGUAAAAACUCAUUUGAUGAGGAAGAUAAAACUAACAAUAAUGUUGGUGAGAAGGAAGAAACUCUAGAAACACACAGUGCAAUUAUUUGUUGUGAUCUACCUCCAGAAAAUACAAAGAAGGUAGAGGAAGAGCCCAUUGCCGCCCUUGCUCUCGCAGAAGAGGCCAUCUCCAGCAGUAUGGAAGUUGACCAAAGUGAGAAGGAUGAGCACAAAAGUCCUGCGGAAGCUGAGGAAGCUGUCAGUGACAGUGCUGCAGAAGACAAGAAGGAGACUGCUUUAGACACCACAGACUCCAUGGAAACAGACGAGAUCAUUCCUAUUCUGGAAAAGCUUGCACCUGCGGAGGAUGAACUUCCUUGCUUUUCAAAGACUUCUCUCCUUCCGGCUGAGACAAGUCAGGAUUUGGAAGAGAAAAUGGAGGGUUCUUUUGGCUCACCAUCAAAACAAGAAAGUACUGAGAAUUUGCCAAAAGAAGCCUUUUUGGUCCUCUCUGAUGAAGAGGACAUUUCAUGUGGAAAAGAUGAGCCCGAGGUCAUAUCACAAAAUAAGCCGAGCUCUCCAGAAGUAGAAAGGAAUGAAAAGGACAGCAAAGCUGAGGAGGAGGAGGAACGAGUGCCGGAUGAGGAGCGGCCACCUGUGAGAAAUGAAUUUUCCAGACGAAAACGUUCUAAGUCAGAAGACAUGGACAGUGUGCAGUCCAAACGUCGGCGCUAUAUGGAAGAAGAAUAUGAGGCAGAGUUUCAAGUAAAGAUUACAGCCAAGGGAGACAUUAACCAGAAGCUUCAGAAGGUCAUACAGUGGUUACUUGAAGAAAAAUUGUGUGCUCUCCAAUGUGCUGUGUUUGAUAAGACUUUGGCAGAAUUGAAAACCCGAGUGGAAAAGAUAGAAUGCAACAAAAGGCAUAAAGCAGUUCUUUCCGAGCUGCAGGCCAAGAUAGCCAGAUUAACCAAACGUUUUGGAGCAGCCAAAGAUGAUCUUAAGAAAAGACAAGAAAGCCCUCCAAACCCACCUGUAUCACCAGGAAAGCCUGCCAGUGAUGUCAACAGCAAUAACAAUGUGACGUACAGAAAUGCAGGCACGGUACGACAAAUGCUGGAGUCGAAAAGAAAUGUUAGUGAGGGUCCACCGCCAUCCUUUCAGACUCCUGUGAAUACAGUGUCGUCAGCCAGUCUUGUCACUCCUCCGGCGAUUGUCAGUAGUCAGCCUAAACUGCAGCCUUCUGCGACCUCAGGUUCUCUGCCAGCAGCAUCUCUUCUUCCUGCUCCCAACACAGCCACAGUCGUUGCCACUACUCAGGUGCCUAGUGGAAACCCUCAGCCUACAAUCUCCCUGCAGCCCCUACCAGUGAUUCUGCAUGUCCCUGUUGCCGUACCCUCUCAGCCUCAGCUCCUGCAAAGCCAUCCAGGGACUAUCGUGACGAAUCAACCAUCUGGCAGCGUUGAAUUCAUAUCUGUGCAAAGCCCACCAACAGUGAGCGGGCUUACCAAAAAUCCAGUAUCCUUGCCGCCCUUGCCAAACCCCACCAAACCAAACAUUCCGUCAGUGCCCAGUUCUAGUAUUCAGAGGAACUCUUCUACCAGUGCUGCACCCUUGGGGACAACCCUCGCUGUGCAGGCUGUUCCCACUGCACAUUCUAUUGUGCAGGCCACGAGGACUUCUUUACCCACAGUAGGCCCGUCAGGACUUUAUAGCUCAUCUAACAAUCGAGGCUCAAUACAGAUGAAAAUCCCAAUAUCUGCUUUUAGCACUUCAUCUUCUGCAGAACAAAAUAGCUCUGCCAACCCACGAACCGAAAAUCAAACAAACAGAACAGUAGAUUCUUCUGUUAAUAAGAAAAUGGCAGACAGCACAUCACAGAGUGGGAAAGCUUCUGGCAAUGACUCAAGCGGUGUCAUCGACCUCACCAUGGACGAUGAGGAGAGUGGGACCACACAAGCAGAGCCCAAGAAGCUGAGUCAUCCUGCGCCAGCCAUGAGCACUUCUCAGCCCAUGCCUCGACCACUGCAGCCCAUUCAGCCAGCACCACCUGCUCAGCCAUCUGGAGUGCCGACAAGUGGCCCGUCUCAGACGACCAUCCACUUACUGCCUACAGCUCCAACCACCGUGAAUGUAACACAUCGUCCAGUAACUCAGGUGACCACAAGACUCCCUGUACCAAGAGCUCCCGCAAAUCACCAGGUGGUUUAUACAACAGUGCCAGCACCACCAGCUCAGGCUCCCCUGCGAGGAACCGUUAUGCAGGCUCCUGCUGUUCGCCAGGUCAACCCUCAAAAUAGUGUUACAGUUCGAGUGCCUCAGACCACCACAUACGUUGUGAACAACGGACUCACCCUGGGAUCAGCAGGGCCUCAGCUCACGGUGCAUCACCGGCCACCACAAGUGCAUACUGAGCCCCCACGCCCUAUGCAUCCAGCACCCUUACCGGAAGCCCCACAGCCUCAGCGUCUGCCCCCAGAAGCUGCCAGCACUUCCCUGCCUCAGAAACCACACUUGAAGUUAGCACGAGUUCAGAGUCAGAAUGGCAUCGUGCUGUCGUGGAGUGUCCUGGAAGUGGAUCGGAGCUGUGCUACUGUUGACAGCUACCAUCUCUAUGCUUACCACGAGGAACCCAGUGCCACUGUGCCCUCUCAGUGGAAAAAGAUCGGUGAAGUCAAAGCCCUUCCUUUGCCAAUGGCUUGUACUCUCACUCAGUUCGUGUCUGGCAGCAAGUACUACUUUGCGGUGCGCGCCAAGGACAUUUACGGACGUUUUGGGCCUUUCUGUGACCCUCAGUCUACGGACGUGAUCUCUUCCUCCCAGAACAGUUAGUUAGACCUUGGAGCCUUCAGCUUCUUUUCAAAGUUCCACAUUUUGGGCUUGUUUUAAAUCUUGUGCAUGAAAUUUAAUGUAAAAUCCACCUUGUGCAAGAUCUCUUGGACAGAUGAGUGUACACACUAUGUUUGUUUAUAACUGAAGUAUAAUAAAUUCAGCCGGUAAAGCAAGUCUUCCCCUGAACAAGUCAAGCUUCAGGGGCUUCAGAUGUAAAUUGUUGCUUGCUUUAGUUAUGAGGCUGGGGAAUUCGUAUGGGUGUUCGUGUGUGUCUUCUCUCUCUCUCUCUCUCUCUCUCUCUCUCUCUCUCUCUCUC